AUGAAAUUCAUACUACAAUGCUCUAUAUGCUUAUAAAGUUUAUGCAAUCCUAUGUCUUUAAGUUGUGGACACACUUUCUGUUAUAGUUGUAUCCAUAAUACUCUUGAAAAAUAAGAGUAAAGUGCUUGUCCUUUGUGUCGUUAGCCUAUGUUGAUGUUAUAGAAUAAAUCUGAUGAAUUAUUGUCAAUUGUUUAAUAAAUUUAUGAAAAGGAUGGAACAGAAGGUAAAAGAUUACUAUUAUUUUUAGGACUGUUGGAUGAAUUUCCUUAAUUAAUUAUCUGUCUCUGUUGUGGUUUGACUCCUAUAAAUCCAAUUGUUUUAACAUGUUAACAUAUGUUUUGUUAAAAAUGCAUAUAAGAUAGUCUUUAAGAAGAAUUACUUUGCCCAGUAUGCUUUGAGUUUAGUUUUUCACUUAAACUUAGCAUAAAUUAAAAAUAUAAAGAUCUAAUUAAUUGGUAUCUGAGGUAGUUUAAGAUUGAGGAACAACCAAAAAUUGAAGAGAUCUUACAAUCAGAUAUUGUUAAUGGAUUACCUAUCUUUAAUUUUGAAUAAACAGUCAUCGUUCAUUCAGAAAUGCAAUUCAGUUUUUUUGAAUUCAGAUAUUAAGAGAUGAUAAAAAGAAUUUGUUCUGGCUCAUGUAAUUUUAUUGUUUCAGGAGAUCUUAUAUAUGGAGACCUAGUUAAAAUUAAAAAUAUUAAAAAAAUUAAUACAGGAUACUAAGUAUUCGUUGAAGCAACAGCAAGAGUUAAAAUUAGAUCAGUAUACAAUUAUAUCAACGGAAUAAAGACAAAUUAUUAACCAUUAAAUACUUAAUCUUUUUGGUUAUGUUCAUAUCAAUAUAUAAAAGAUUAAACUUUAAAAUAAAAUAGUAUUUAAUAAUAUAACAACAUUGUAUUGACUUUGGAUGGGAUAUAUAAAAAAAUCUAACCAGAUGUUCAUAACAUUUUUGAUAAUUUUAUGAAAAAGUUACAUUUAUUAUCAAGUGCUGAUAGUAGUCUUAUUCUAUUGGCUACCUUAAAUAAUAAUUCUCAAACAGAAUAUUAUGAUGAUAAUGUUGAAAAAAGAAUUCAAUAAAUCUAAAAUUAUUUAUUCAUGCUUGAAUAAAAUAUUAAGGGGAAGUAUGUUUAAGAAGAACUAAAAUAAAAUGGAAAGUAUUAGUAACAACCUUUAGAUAUCAUAUAUUAUCCAGAAUAUGAUUUAACAACGUAAUACUUCCUCAAUCUCUUUAAUCUAAACAAAAUUCUUUGUUUUUGA
Paramecium sonneborni is the source of this 1254-nucleotide messenger RNA. NCBI's taxonomy places the organism in Eukaryota, Ciliophora, Oligohymenophorea, Peniculida, Parameciidae. The record is from the annotation of a GenBank genome assembly.